GAAUGCUCCCCAGCCUCUCAAGUCCGGAGCAAGAAAUACGGUAACGAAUCAGGAAUUUAUCUUCCUGAGCCCUCCCCUGCUGGAAUUGCCCUCCCGACUGUGUUAUCGCUGCCAAAACUCCGCGGCCAGGACACAGGCGAGGGGGGAAGAAUAAGUGGACAACUUGAUGCAGUUCUGGGAGUGUGUGGAAAUUAUUUACUGGAUAAAGAAUGGAAGGACGACCUGCGUCCAACCCCGGAGAGCCGAGGGCAAUGGAAUAAUUUAAACAAAACUCUCCCUCCUCCGAAAAGAAAAUCAGCCAUAACGAGUUUGAAGCAGCUUUUUAACAGCGAUUUCGAGUAUGUAGAGGUGGAAGUAGGUCGAGAUUGCGGGCUGGAAAGGCACAAGUCCCCUGAUCUUCACUCAUUGUGGAGUUUGUUUGGAUCCGUUUACUCUCUGGGAUUACAGUUUGAAGGAUGCUCGCAGUUUGAAGCUGCUGGAUCGGGAAACUCUGCGCUCUCCUUGCGGGAUGACAGCGGACUGCGUGUUCCGGGGGUUGUGAGAAGGGAUGGUGGAUGGCUAACGGCUGAGUCUCUUCACCCACCCCGCUCACCCCACCCCUCUGCCUCUGCCUGUGUGAGGGAUGCUGAGACGGGUUGUCCCGACAAUGGAUCCGGGCACCGGCUGCUGCCUUUGGGCUGCCUUGCUCUCUUUGGCGACUCUGAGUCGCAGCCAGGAGCUCAGUCCUAGCGGUAGGAAUGUGUGCAAGGCACAAGGCUCUUCUGCAAGUGUAUGUUGCCCUGGGUGGAAGCAACAGGGCCAAGAAUGUCCAAUAGCUCUCUGUCAGGGAAACUUCACCUGCAAAGCAAAUGAAAUCUGUGUCAGACCCAACCAGUGCCGCUGUAGGCAUGGAUAUUUCGGAGCCAACUGCGAGACCAAGUGUCCUGAACGGUUCUGGGGCCCGGACUGUAAGGAGAUGUGCCUGUGCCACCCAAAUGGGCGCUGUGCAGACGCGACUGGGAAAUGCACCUGCAACCCCAACCGCUGGGGGCCAACCUGCAACAAACUCUGCCUCUGCCACAAUGGGAAAUGUGACCAGGAUACAGGGAAGUGCAAGUGCGAACCACACCGGUGGGGCUCCACUUGCUCAAACCUCUGCUACUGCAGUGCCAACUCUCAGUGCGAUCCAAAAACGGGCAAGUGCAUCUGCCAGCUGGGCUGGUGGGGGCGCAGCUGCCACAACCAGUGCCUCUGCAACAACUCACCCUGUGACCAGAUGCAAGGUAGAUGCCAGUGCAAGGAGAAGUUCUGGGGACCAAGGUGUGAGCGUUGCCAGUGCAUCCAUGGGAAAUGCAACCCUAUCAAUGGAUCAUGUGCUUGCUAUCCUGGAUACAGAGGAAAGUACUGCACGGAACCCUGUCCAGCCGGAUCUUUUGGCCAUGGAUGCAGAAGGAGGUGCGGCCAGUGUAAAAAUCACCAUCCCUGUACAAUCGCUGAUGGUCGGUGCCUAGCCUGCGAGCCUGGAUGGAAUGGAACCAGAUGUGAUAAGAUAUGUUCGGCAGGUUUCUAUGGAGAAGGGUGCGGAGCACAAUGUCCCCGUUGCAAGGAUGGGCAUGCUUGUAACCACAUCACUGGGAAGUGCCUGCACUGUAAUCCUGGAUGGAUUGGACCUCAGUGCGAUUUAAAAUGCCAAAAUGGUACUUAUGGGGAAAACUGCAAUUCAGUCUGCACAGAUUGCUUCAAUGGGACCUGCCACUUUGCAACUGGAGAAUGUAUCUGCCACAACGGCUUCCAUGGCCUCUCUUGUAACAUGACCUGUCCCUCGGGACUCUAUGGAGCCAAUUGUGUUCACCCCUGCCCAUGCAUUGAAGCCAACUGUGACCCGGUCUACGGCACGUGCAUUCUGGGUUCCAACGGGCGAGUUGGAGUGAUUGCUGCUGGUUCUCUGAUUUUGUUUCUGCUGCUUCUGCUCCUGCUGUUCCUGUGCUGUUACUGUCUCUGUCACAAGAAGAAUCAAGGAAACGAUUCCAGCCAAGUCAUCACUGUCAGAGGCAAGCAGGCACGGAGACGCUUGCGUGGCACCAUCAGCCAGAUCAGCACCAAGCUGCCCAGAAUUCCCAUUAAGCGGCAGAAAUUCCCAAAGGUUGUAGUGGCACAUCAUGACAUGGAAAACACCCUAAACUGUAGCUUCAUCGAGCCGCCCUCUAUGAUGGAUCAGCCAUCCCCUUCUUGGUCUUCCCAUGGCUCUUUUUCUUCUUUCGAUACGGCAGAUGAUGGCCCUGUGUAUUGUGUACCUCAUGAGGAGAGUGUUAUGGAGAGCAGUAUCCGUGAGAAGGUGAACCCAGUGGAAAAGCUAGCCCCUCCAAUAAGUGAAGAGGAUGCUGGGGAGUACACAUGUUUGAAAAGUGACCCCAAUGACAUGCUGUUACUUAAACUAUCAGACAGUGAAGCCUCCAGCAAUGGCUCUGGCUCGACCAGUGGGGCUGUGUAUGCUAAAGUAGCGAGGCUGUCCAAGCAGUCUAAAGACAGCGACAACAGCAUCAACACCAACAGCAGCAGAACCACCAACAUUAGUGGGAAGCAGCCCUCCCCAGAGAGGACCAAACCUCCCCCUCCCGAUCCUUCAACCAAGCCCAAAUUAUCAUGGAUUCAUGGCAAAUUCAACUCCAGCCAACCUAACCCUUCAUCAGCCACAAGGUCUCCAUCUCUGGAUAAAGCAGCCACUCAAGCAGAGGGUCACCAUAGUGCUUUGGGUGGCAGGAGGAGGAACCUGAGUGAAUCCUCUGCUGGACUUUAUGGUAGGCAGGAUGAGAAGAGAGGCUCCUCUGAGGUCAAACUGAGGCGCAAGGACAAGGGCCACAACCGGACAAGGGAACACACACCCAAUGACCUGAGUUAUGGAAGCAAAGUGCAGAAGAAUAAAGCAAGCCCCGAACAGACGCAAAAUCUCAAUGGCAGCGUCCAGAACACAUCGAAAAGAAGUGGACCUUCACCCAGUGAUAAGAAGCCAGCCGAGGGGAGAGAAUCGCAAAGAAGUCCCCCACAGGCGAAAGGUAGACCCGAGGUGAUUCACCCCCACCUAUCUCCGGAGACGGCCACCAUGCUGGCCGCUCAACUCAAAGAGAAAACCCAGAGCCUAAACAAGUCAGAGGUUAACAUGAGGCAAAAUGGGUUGAUUCCAGCCCACCACCAGCGGGAGAAACCCACACCCCCGCAGAAAGCUAAGCGGUCCUUUGGUGCCAACAGCCAGCGAGCGGUCAUUCCGACGUCAAGCAACCUACAAAAGAUGAUCAGCCCUUCUCCGGAACACCAGGAGGCCGUGGGAGGCAACGCCAGCGGUUCAACCCUGGAAAGCUGCAGCUACCAGGAGCAAGAUGGGGUGAACUGUUCUCAGGCCAAACAGGAAAUGGGUGAGCAGACACCCAAAAGGACACCAAUUAAAAAACCCCCGAGGAAGCGCAGCAAAGAGGCAACAUUGGAAUCACAUCCAAAAACGCCCACGAUGUCCCCUCAGGUGAUGGCUGUAAAGGAGUCAUAACCCAAAACAAAAUAUUCCCACUGCUGAUGUCCACCUCACAGAGCAGCAGGGCAAAAAGGUGCUUAUAAGCCUCAUGUAAGCCCAAGGAGCUGUGAGGCUGUUGCAGUACUUCACCAGCAGUGGCCCAAACAGGAGUAACAGAUAAAUUACUAACUUUUAAUAUAUGUACGUACCUGAGUGUAUCUUCCCCUCACUUACCCUUCACUGAAGGUCAGAUGUUGACCAACGGUGACCAAAUGAAUUAAGUGUUGCAUUGACACUGACAGAUGACCAAAAAAUCUUUCCCAUGACCUUAUCUGUGACUGAUGACCAGUAAUGGUACAGCGAACCUCUGGGCUUUGCGGCUUGUUUUUAGAGUUAGGCUUCUUUCUCUGGACAGAAGAAUCCAACAUUUUGUGACAUUAUAUAUUUCCGUGAAUUUUGCAUUAGCAAAGCUUUCUCCAAAAAAGGAACAUGUCAAUUCCUUGUCAUUUUCUGUUAUCUUAUUCAGUAACAGAUCGCUGGCUUUUGUAUAUUAUUCUUUUACAGUUCUACAGUGACCAAAACAAAACGAAUGGUUUAAAGAUCAAGGCUGGGAGAUGAAGGCUUCAUGCCUUACUUAAAUGUGGGUAACUUGCUUGGUGCUGCACUCACUGCAGUGAUUUCCACUCAGGCACCUUGCCUGUGAGACGUGGCAGAGAGCAGGAGGAGGAGAUGGGAGAUUGACAAGAACCUAACAUUGGCGGGGAAGGGCUCAUUGUUGGCAGGAGAUGAUGUCUGAACCAUUUUGGAGUGGGGAGAAAAUGAUCCUGGAAAGCAGAGAGCCCAGGGAGCAGAGUUGGCUGUCACAGAAGGGAUCAGUUCAUUUUAUAAAUUUAAUUGCAGAACACUGGAGCGCAGAGGUGGGAGUCCACAGUGAGGUUUUCAGCAGCCGCAGCGUAUGUGUAUUAGCUUUCAGGAGCAACUUGCAAACAUAGGUUUAGCCUCUCAAACGCUUUUGAUGUAUUUUACAGUUUUGCAUACUACGUGCGUGAGACACUCAGUAACACUUGGCCAUUCUGCCAUCCUUGAGUGAUGGAGAGGGAAGAGCCUGAACUGGCUCAGGUUACUGUGCUGCAGCCAGCACACUGGGACUCUCUACUCUUGACGCACUGUGUCCCAGCUUCUUUCUGUAUACAAUCAUUUUUAUGUGUAAGAUAUUUUUUUAUUUCAAGUUUUAUUAAAAAUGCCAAGCAAAAAGAAUAAAAAAUUUCUU
Molecule: messenger RNA, 4751 nt
Organism: Pristis pectinata (smalltooth sawfish)
Lineage: Eukaryota; Metazoa; Chordata; Chondrichthyes; Rhinopristiformes; Pristidae
Gene: scarf2
Product: scavenger receptor class F, member 2
Exons: 11
Coding region: 623-3517 (964 amino acids)
Molecular function (GO): scavenger receptor activity
Source: RefSeq, a predicted model, not a curated record